This is a messenger RNA of Oldenlandia corymbosa var. corymbosa, 1816 nucleotides long. Lineage: Eukaryota; Viridiplantae; Streptophyta; Magnoliopsida; Gentianales; Rubiaceae. The record is from the annotation of a GenBank genome assembly.
CAAAAGGUUAAUUAAGUAAUCUCAUUGCAAAAACUCUCAAAGAGUUAAAGAGAGGUAGGAGCUUCCUCCGACGUACGUUGGCGUAAAAUAGUGAGAAGUUGCAACUCAAAAAACGCCCGCGUUUGUCCGGAGCACCGCCCUUAUCUAAACUCACCGUCGCCCUCCCACCGCCGUAGACUUCUCCUUUUCCGAUCUCGGUACCCCGUGGGAGUUGAAUUCCGAAUUGCGUUUCCACAACCGGAAAACAAUAUUCUUUGCAAACCGAAAUCAUGAACAUCUUCUCAAAGAAGCCUACUGCCAAAGAGGCUUUGCGUCAGAGUAAACGAGAAAUGUCCAAUGCUACCAGAGGUAUAGAAAGAGAAAUCAAUACUUUGCAAUUAGAAGAAAAAAAGCUUGUUGCGGAGAUAAAGAAAAGUGCUAAAACUGGCAAUGAGGCUGCAACUAAAAUUCUAGCCCGUCAAUUGAUUAGGCUCAGACAGCAAAUAGCCAAUUUGCAAGGUAGUCGAGCUCAAAUGAGAGGCAUUGCUACACACACUCAGGCAGUUUCAGCCCAAUCUUCAGUUGCUGUUGGAAUCAAAGGUGCUACAAAAGCUAUGUCAUCAAUGAAUAAGCAAAUGGACCCAGCAAAGCAGAUGAAGGUGAUGCGCGAUUUCCAGAAGCAAUCUGCACAGAUGGAUAUGACUACUGAGAUGAUGUCAGAUACCAUAGAUGAUGUUCUGGAUGAUGAUGAAGCUGAAGAUGAAACCGAAGAGUUGACAAAUCAGGUGCUAGAUGAAAUCGGUGUUGACGUUGCCUCACAGUUGUCAACGGCUCCAAAGGGAAAAAUUGCUGGGAAGAACACUGAGGAUGUCAGCAGGUUCACUUCCUUAGCUAGUCACUCUUACAGUCUCCUAUUUUUUUCAGAAGUAAUAAACAUAAAUGUAUCAUUUGUGCUAGUGGAGGUUAGAUCACAUGAAAAACAGCAUUUUGUUUUUUCUACCGCAUUAUGUUACUACAUCGCUUCAAGUGGUAGAAAGAUUGUUGUCAAUGUAUUUUAUGGGAUAAAGUAAAUUAUACUGAGGUAUCUUCUUGCCCGGAGCUUCACCUUCAGAUUAGAAAAUCUGGAUCUGAUAUCGCAUAAUUUAAGAAGUCUGCCUAACCUUAAUUUGAAAAAUUUCUAGAUUUUAAUGCCUUUUGAGGAUAAGUUAACUUUUCUUUGUGGUAGCUCUCCUUUUGGUGAUCUGAGGUAGUAGUCUGAACAUCCCUCUAGCUAUUCUAGAUAUACGAGAAUUCACAUAGAUGGUCUUUAUGACAGAGAGACCAUCUAUAUAUAAGCUCUACUGCUAAGGUUGUGUCCUCUACAUGUGCCUUUAGGGAAAGGUGCUGAUGCACUUGUAUUACUAAGGUCGAACUGCACUAUUGAACUGGUGUGUUAUGGUUCGUUGCAUUUAUGUAUAUUCCAUACUUUUGUUGUAAAAGAACGUAUCAUUAGUGCACGAAUGCUUGCUCCACUCAUUUCUUUCAGUUUUACCAAUCAAUUUAUCUUCUUUCUUGGACUUGCAGCUCUGGGAUUGAUGAUCUAGAGAAAAGGCUGGCGGCUCUCAGAAACCCUUAAGUUCAGUCUGCUGGGCUUACUGAUGUUCUGUACACAAACCCACAUGUGGUUCUUUGUAAUUAGUUGAUCCCAUUUUCUAACCGCAACAGUUGUUCUUCCCUUUUGUCAGGGCAUUCCAGUUUACACCCUAUAAAUGUUAUAAUUGUAUGAUAAAUUUUUGGUUGGAAAUGAUGGUGAAGAUUGCAGAGUAGGUUCCUUUCAUAUAGUUCAAACAAGCUGCGU